Oppiella nova is the source of this 641-nucleotide messenger RNA. NCBI's taxonomy places the organism in Eukaryota, Metazoa, Arthropoda, Arachnida, Sarcoptiformes, Oppiidae. The record is from the annotation of a GenBank genome assembly.
GACAGACAAUGAGUGAGAAUUGGGAACAAAUGUACGGAAAAGACAUUUCCAGAGAAGUAUUUGUUUGUAAACACAAUGAAUGCAAAUACGAGUCCAUCGAUGAAAAUGAGGUUCAGAUUCACUGCAGACAUCACUCACAUCCAGACACUCCUCAAGACAUCAAAACCGAAUCGGGAAGCACUGGAAGUGAUGAUCAAAUGGUUGACAACUCGUCGGUGGUGGUGAAGAAGACCGGCAAAUAUGUCUGUGAAGUGAUUGGAUGUCACAAACAGUUCUCUUAUCUCAAAUGCUUUGAAAGCCAUAAACGUAACGAACACUCGACUCAAAGCACGAAGAAUAUGACACCAAAUAAAGACCAGAAUCUUAAGAAUAACGACAAUAUGUGGGAACUGUAUGUCGAGUGCCGGCCAAUCGAUGGCACCGACAGACUGUUCUGCAAAUGGCCGGACUGUCACUUCGGGUCCAAUCUUCGCGUUGUCCUCAAACAACACGUUAUUAACAGUCAUUUGACACAAAAGCGGAUCAGAAGUCGACCCAAAAUUCACAACGAAUAUGAAUAUUGGGAUAAAAUUCUGUUCGACCGGAAAGGCGUCAGAUUCUCGGAUGAACCUAAAGCUCCAGUUCCCACAAAAGUGAAAUAG